Molecule: messenger RNA, 975 nt
Organism: Selaginella moellendorffii
Lineage: Eukaryota; Viridiplantae; Streptophyta; Lycopodiopsida; Selaginellales; Selaginellaceae
Product: pentatricopeptide repeat-containing protein At1g74630-like
Exons: 1
Coding region: 1-975 (324 amino acids)
Biological process (GO): RNA modification
Molecular function (GO): RNA binding; protein binding
Source: RefSeq, a predicted model, not a curated record
AUGGAAACGCAAGUCCUGGGCACCAGGAAUCUCCACGAAGCCCUCGAUCGCCUUGCGCAGUCCGACGCCGCGCUGGAUCCGGCGUCCUAUGGUGCUCUUCUCAAAGAAUGUGGCAAUGCCAGGGAGCUGGCGCUGGGCAAGCUCGUCCACUCUCACAUCGCCAAGCACGGAUCAUCCGACAGAGACACAUUCCUGGGGAAUUUCUUGGUUCACAUGUAUGGGCGGUGUGGAAGCAUCGACGACGCGCGCAGGGUCUUUGAUAGAAUCCGGCUGCGCAACGUCUUCUCUAGCAACAUCAUGAUCGCGGCAUUUACCGAGAAUGGGGAUCUUGCUAGCGCGAAGAACCUGUUCGAUCGAUCGACCGUGAAGAACACCGUGACAUGGAACGCAAUGAUCAAUGCGUACGUGGGCGCUGGCGCGAUGGAAGAAGCUAAAGAUCUGUUCAAGGCGAUGCCAGUGAGAGACGUCGUUUCGUGGAGCGCGAUGAUCAAAGCAAAUGCCGGGAGAGGGGAUUUGGAGAUGGCGAUUCUUCUGUUCAAGCUCAUGGAUCUAGAUGGAGUGCGGCCGAAUCGCGUGGCAUUCAUGUGUGUGCUCGAGGUGUGCGCUGAUCUAGAGGCAAUCACGCUGGGGAUCACGAUCCACGAGCUCAUCCGGGAGGCAGGGCUGGAAUCCGAGACGAAGAUCGCGAACACGCUCAUCCACAUGUAUGGGAGCUGCGGGAGCAUCCAGAAAGCCAGCGAGAUCUUCGAAUUGAUGCCACACAAAUCCACAGUCUCGUGGAAUUCCAUCGUCUCGGCCUAUGCCUGGAGUGGAGAUCUCGAUCAAGCCCAGCGCCUGUUCGAUCGGAUGCCCAGCGCGACGUGGUGUCGUGGAAUUCGAUGCUCGUGGCGUAUUUCCAGAACGGGCAUGGCGAUCGAGCUCUGGAGCUGUUCUUGGCGAUGGAUCCCUCGCUGCAAAACGAGGUCACAUUCGUGA